This is a messenger RNA of Cylicostephanus goldi, 909 nucleotides long. NCBI's taxonomy places the organism in Eukaryota, Metazoa, Nematoda, Chromadorea, Rhabditida, Strongylidae. The record is from the annotation of a GenBank genome assembly.
AUGGGAGGAUAUUCUUCACUGCUGACGAUCGGCUCUAUGAAUUCGUCUAUGAGAAUCCCACACAACACUGGUUGGUUCGGCGGAGGUCGAAAGUGUCGUGUGGUCAAUCAGUCAGUCACACUGUUGAGCACCCUGAUCCCAUUUCUCGGACCUGGGAGUGAGGAUCUGGAACAGAUAGCUAUCGACAAAUCACGAAAUAUACUUUACUAUCUGGGCAAGAACGGCUCAAUUCAGGUUUUCGACCUUGGUGCUGAUGGCAGUCAGUGCUCUAGAGUCUGCGUAGUGAGUGCUGGGCAAAUAGCUAUAAGUGUAGUUAAGCUUUGUUUUUACUUUGUUGAGAAUAAAUUUGAUAGAGCGAGGCACGGACACGAGGAGAGUACAUUUACGAAUAUUGCGACGAUAUGUGCCCUCGAAGCAGUACGAUCGAAUCAGCUCAGUCUGGUUCCUAUCACCACCAAAGGAGUUCGGAUAUACUUUUCUGUAUUAGCACGCACUGUUCCUGCGCCUAAUCAACAAGGCCAGUAUCUGUCGCAGAUAACGUCUAAGUUAUCGUCAACUCAAGUUUCUAUCGAAUGUCUCCGAGUAGCACAUGUUAUAUUCUCACCAGGACUUGCUCCUACCUCUGUAUACCGAGAUACUCCCCAGGGAGUUUCUAUAGCUUACGCUGACGAAAGUAUAUGCGUUAUGGCUACUGCGAGUCGUCAGCUAGUCUUGGCUCUGUCAGAUCUAUAUCAUCCGCACUCUAAGGAUGAUCUGGAGGUUGCUGGUAAUGCGUGGGCGAUCACUGCGAUCUCAGAGAAGGGAGUUCACGAGUUUGACUAUGUCACCCUGCGCGAUGCCCUGCUUAAAGCUCUCUUCGAUGGUGGACCUGAAGGAACGGCUGCUGUUCAGUUGUUGCAGCAGUUUGGA